UCAAGCAUCAAACUUCAUGACCAAUUAGAUAUAAAUAAGACCCCAGGCAUUGAUGGCGGCUUAGUACCAAAGCGACAAUUGGCCGGCAUAACCAUCUAAGGGGGUAUCAUCUAAGCUUGCCGCCCGGGAAUUGGCCAGGUGCACAGCAUCAUACCAGUGCGUGUGUGUGUCCAUCAGCGAGGCUGGAAAAAUUGAAAACCUUUGAUGGAUAUCGCAGUGAAAUCGAUACCUUGAGGAAAGGGAAACAGAACUUGUAACGCAUUACGAAGCAAAAGUGCAACUUGAAGAAAUACGAUCUUGCACAGCAGUUGCGAGAAUAGAAUUGUGCGAAAUCUGAGAUUACAACAGUGCUAAAGGACGGGUUGGGCUUCACAAAAGACGGCCACCCUUGGAGAGCCAGAAAGUGAAACUUAAAUUACAAAAGCCAACAAGAACAGGAUGAUAAUGAAUUUCGCAAUACUCGUAACUUUGGCUCUGGCUAUAGUCACAAAGGCCCAAAAAUUCGAUGGAUAUUUCUAUCCGAAGCCCAGUUGUAAUUUCCAGGAAGCGCAAACAGUAUAUGUGACACAAACCGUCACGGAUUACAAAGUGCAAACACAAACUCUACCAGGAGGCAUUCAACAUGAUGAAAGAGUUAUAACGCAAUACUCAUCAAUUUAUGUCACCUCAACAUUUACUGAAACAGCUGCGGCAUAUCAAACCGUUACUCAUACCAACACUUUAACCGUUCCCGCCCAAAUACAGCCAGGUCAAACGAUCUACCAAACAGUUACGCUACCACCGAUAGUUUCUACGUAUGUUUCGACUCAAAUUCAGGCCACACCAGUAUACCAAACAGUAAAGGAUACAACGACCGUUACACUACCAGCUCAAGUCCUUCCGGCUCAAACCAUCACCAAAACUAUACAACAACCACCAGUUAUAAGCACGACAACGCUAUUAAGAACCGAAACCGUCCCGGUAGUGUCCACCAUCCGAGAUACCACAACUGUAUUCGCACCACCAGUGACCCUUCCGCCCCAAGUUAUCUAUUCCACUAUUCAACAACCUGCUCAGUACAUUACCACCACAUCAUAUUACACCACUACAUCUCCCGUAAUUCAAACCGUACAAACUACGAUCACUGCUGCUCCGAUAACCCUACCAGGACAAACCAUCUAUAAAACAGUAACCCAACCCCCACAAGUGAUCUACUCAACAGUCAACCAACCCGUGCCAACUCCCGUUUAUCAAACCGUUACUGAAUACAAAACCGUUCAAUUGCCUGGCCAAGGCCCUGUAUACCAAACAAUCUACAGCACCGUGACCUUGCCAGGACAAGCCCACACCGUUGACAACAUACUGACAAUGACUCUUCGUGAUAUCCAAUAUGUUACCCAAACCGUUACCCAGACCCGGCCCGGGGUCCAGCACGAUGCUCAAACUGUCUACUCCACCGUUCAACUGCCAGCGGUUACGCAGACCUACUGUGGACCUCAGAACACGUACCUUCCGGCACUACAAGACAACGCCGUUGGCCGUGGAGCUUUCGGAGGCUUCAGUCCACGACUCAACCGGUACUUCUAAGGGAAUGUUCAAAACAAUAUGUGCGGGUUUUUUUCUCUGCAUAGAGUCGUUCAAAGAUGAAGCGCAAGACGUAAUAAACUGCAAUGUAAAAAGAACGAAUAACUUGUAAAUAUGUAUAAGGAAUGCCAUGAAAUUCGAAUAAAUUUAGCAAAUCGGAUGACGUCAA
Molecule: messenger RNA, 1732 nt
Organism: Armigeres subalbatus
Lineage: Eukaryota; Metazoa; Arthropoda; Insecta; Diptera; Culicidae
Exons: 2
Coding region: 439-1566 (375 amino acids)
Source: RefSeq, a predicted model, not a curated record